Hibiscus syriacus is the source of this 3985-nucleotide messenger RNA. Its product is annotated as trafficking protein particle complex II-specific subunit 130 homolog. The record is from RefSeq and is a predicted model, not a curated record. Bases 80 to 3853 code for a protein of 1257 amino acids. NCBI's taxonomy places the organism in Eukaryota, Viridiplantae, Streptophyta, Magnoliopsida, Malvales, Malvaceae. Gene Ontology annotation, biological process: early endosome to Golgi transport; intra-Golgi vesicle-mediated transport. The transcript has 21 exons. Gene Ontology annotation, cellular component: TRAPPII protein complex.
AUUUUUCCUUUUUCUUCUUCACAUUUCUGCAAUUAAUCUGUGGGUUUUAUUAGUUUAUUGUAGAUCGAGAAAGAAAACAAUGGCGAACUAUUUAGCUCAGUUUCAAACAAUAAAGAGCGCUUGUCCUUAUCUUAUCGUUGCUGUUGAAGAUGCUAGUGACAUAUGGCCUACAGUCAAGAGUAGCUUUGAACAGCGGCUGCCAUUUAAAAAGGCUUGCUUAAAUAACAAGACCCGCAAUCCCGUGUUUCUGGAGAAUUUGCCUGCUGAAUUUGUAUUAACCACUGAUGCAAGAUUGCGUAGCAGAUUUCCUCAAGAGCAGUACUUGUUUUGGUUUCGAGAGCCAUACGCAACGCUGGUUCUCGCUACAUGUGAGGACCUUGAUGAGUUCAAGAAUAUUCUUAAACCACGCCUGAAAGUGUUUGCCCAAAAUGAUGAACGCGAAUGGUUCAUUGUAUUUGUGUCUAGAGCUCAUCCAAGCAAUGAUCAAGACACUAAAAUGGCUAAGAAAGUUUAUGCCAGAUUUGAAGCUGAUUUCAGCUCCAAGAAGAGGGAAAGGUGCUGCAAAUUUGACAUGUAUGGUCCCGAACCAAAUUUUUGGGAAGAGCUGGAGUUCAGUAUUAUAGAGUCUAUCAAAAAUACAUUGGAUAGACGAAUACAAUUCUACGAGGAUGAGAUACGCAAGCUUAGUGAACAACGAUUCAUGCCAAUCUGGAACUUCUGUAACUUUUUUAUUUUGAAGGAAAGCUUGGCUUUUAUGUUCGAGAUGGCUCAACUUCACGAGGACGCCUUACGUGAAUAUGAUGAACUAGAAUUGUGCUACAUGGAAACAGUUAAUAAUAGUGGGAUGCAUAGGGAGUUUGGAGGACUAGACCGCGGUGACGAUCAGGCGGCACUGCUUAACCCUGGAAACAAAUCAUUGACACAGAUCGUUCUAGACGAAACAUUCAGGGAGUUCGAGUUCAGACAGUAUCUCUUUGGUUGUCAAUCAAAGCUCUUAUUCAAAUUGAAUCGUUCUUUCGAGGUUGCUUCAAGGGGUUAUUCAUUUAUAAUUAGUUUCUCGAAAUCCCUGGAAUCCAAUGAGAGUAUGUUGCCCUUCUGCAUGCGUGAAGUUUGGGUAAUCACUGCAUGCUUGACGUUAAUCAGUGCGACCGGUACUCGUUAUAACGGUGAAGAUGAAGCCCCUGAAAUCGAAAAGGAGUUCUAUCGAGUUCAAGGUGAUCUUUACUCGCUAUGUAGGACUAAGUUAUUGAGGCUUGCAUAUCUAAUCGGAUAUGGAAUGGAGAUAGAACGGAGUCCUGUUAACAGUGCUUCUCUGAGCAUGCUGCCUUGGCCCAGGCCUGCAGUUUGGCCUUCAGUUCCGGAUGAAGCUUCCUCCGAGGUCGUUGUGAAAGAACAGAUGCUUCGGCAAGAAAGUCCCAGAGCCAAGCACUUUGGCCUUCAGAGGAAACCCUUGCCGCUGGAACCUACUGUCCUCGUGUGUGCGGCAAACCAGCGAAAGACUUCCUUUUCUGUUGGAAACGCAUCAGAGCUUUUCGAUGGCGAACUCGUGUCUGACGAUGGAUUAGCUUCAGAUGAAUCAGCAACGAAGUCCCCAGCAGAUAAAGCGCAAGCAAUUAUGAUGUCACGUACUUACUCAUCUCCUGGAAAUUUCGAUUGCUCGAUCGGUCGACCUAUGAGACUUGCUGAAAUUUUUGUUGCUUCCGAACAUGCUCUGAAGAAAACAAUUUCAAAUCCUGAUCUCCAGAAAUGUUUGCUGUCCAUAGAGAGCUUUGAGAAAAAAUAUAUGGAGCUCACUAAAGGUGCUGCUGACAAUUAUCAUCAUUCUUGGUGGAAAAGAUACGGAGUUGUCCUUGAUGGUGAAAUUGCAGCCGUCUGUUUUAAGCGCGGGAACUUUGAUCAAGCUGCAAAGUCAUACGAGAAGGUUUGCGCCCUUUAUGCCGGUGAAGGAUGGGAAGAUUUAUUGGCUGAAGUCCUGCCCAAUUUAGCUGAAUGUCAGAAGGCACUCAAUGACCAACAUGGCUACCUGUCAUCUUGCGUGCGAUUGCUUUCACUAGAUGAAGGCUUAUUCUCAGCAAAGGAACGCCAAACGUUUCAGUCAGAAGUGGUUAGUCUUGCACAUAGUGAAACGACGCACCACGUUCCUCUUGACGUAUCAUCGUUAAUUACAUUUUCUGGAAAUCCUGGCUCUCCUAUGGCGUUAUGUGAUGGGGAUCCGGGUACCUUGUCUGUGACCGUUUGGAGUGGCUUUCCUGAUGAUAUAACUCUUGAUUCUAUUAGUGUCACUUUGAUGGCUACAUAUAAUGCUGAUGAAGGUGGUAAGUUACGGAACUCGAAUGCCACUGUACUAAAGCCUGGUAGGAAUCCGAUCACCUUUCCUUUACCACCACAGAAGCCUGGUUCCUAUGUCUUGGGAGUCCUUACUGGCCACGUAGGAAACUUGACAUUUAGAUCUCAUAGUUUUUCCAAGGGAGGUCCAGCAGAUAGUGAUGAUUUCAUGAGCUAUGAGAAGCCAACCCGGCCUAUCUUGAAGGUUUUCAAACCAAGAUCUCUAGCUGAUCUGUCUGCAGCUAUAUCAUCUGCAUUACUGAUUAAUGAAACUCAGUGGAUCGGAAUAAUAGCACAACCUAUAAAGUACUCCUUAAAAGGUGCUGCCUUGCAUAUUGAAACUGGUUCUGGUUUAAUGAUUGAAGAGUCACAUUCCAUUGAGAUGGAGAGCUACAGAAAUUCUGCUCAGGGUUCGGCUGAUACAGCAAACUCUGGUGAUGCUGCAAAAGAUUUUUCUCCGCAUGCUAAUAAACGCUUUGAGAAGCUAUGCCUCGUAAAUGGUAAAAUAGAUUUUCCAGAAUGGGCCAGUGACGUGUCCUCGAUUUUAUGGAUUCCUGUUUGUGCAAUAGAUGAUAAGCUUUCAGGAGGGUCAUCAUCAGGGGGCCCUGACCAACAAAGUAUACUGGGCAGAAUGAGGACAAUAGCCUUGAAGCUCGAGUUUGGAAUAUCAAAAAACCAGAUCUAUGAAAGAACCAUAGCUUUGCAUUUCAGUGAUCCUUUCCAUGUGAGCACGAGAAUUGUAGAUCAAUGCAAUGAUGAUACUUUGCUUUUGCAGGUAAUACUGCACUCGCAAUUGAAUGCCACAUUGUCAGUUUGCGAUGCUUGCCUUGAUCUUCAAUCUGGAUUUAUUCAUGCUGGACAGGGUAAUGGAAGACCAAUUUCUGGGUAUUUUCCACUUGUCAUAUCUCCAACUUCAAAAGCCGGGCUCCUCUUCCAUUUAUGCUUGAAGAAGAGAAGUGCUGAAGAUGAAGAUAAGGUACCACCAGAAAACAUAUUAAACAUAAGAUAUGGAAUUUCUGGUGAUAGGACCAUUGGCGCACACCCACCUGUGGCUACAAAAUCAAAUGAAAUUAAAGACACUGGUCGGGACUUAACAUUCAGCAGUGCACUCGUUUUGCAGCAGCCUAUCCUUAACCCGUGCUUGGCCGUUGGAUUUCUACCUCUUCCUUUCGAUUGUCUUCGAGUUGGGAAACUUGUUACCAUAAAAUGGAGGGUUGAAAGGUUGAAAGCCAUCGAGGAGAAAAGAGUUCCUCAAAACAAUGAUGAGAUGUUGUAUGAAAUCAAUGCGAAUUCUGAUAAAUGGAUGCUUGCUGGGAGGAAAAGAGGGCAUACUUCGCUAGCCAUGAAGCAAGGUUCAAGGGUAGUUAUUUCCAUAUUGUGCAUGCCACUUGUUGCUGGAUACAUCCACCCUCCUCACCUUGGGCUCCCGGAUUUCGAUGAAGCGAAUAUAAGCUGCAGCCCUAUUGGAUGUCACAUGGUUUGUGUCUUGCCUCCCGCUCCAAGUUCAUCCUUCUGCAUUUCAGCAUGAUUGUCUUGGCUUCUCCUCCGGUCAUAUUUUCCACUUUCGUCGAGUAGAUUCAGUUCAAUGAAUUUUCCGAGAUACAUUCAUGACUCCCUUUAGAGUUUUUCUCUAUUUUUGUAAAUUUCAACAUUUGGAAGA